GCACUUCACAAGUCAUCUAGCUGAAGGAGGAAACCCGUUGAACUGGCUCUUCUCAGGAGUAAUUGUUUUUUGGAGUUUGCUACUUGAGCCUAUUAAAGAUGAACGAAAAAAAAUUGGAAAUAACUCCACAGCAGCGGAAACUUCCUGAAUGGAUGUCUAUGCAGAAUGAAAGAUGUCCUGUAGAAAAAAGAAAGGCAUCUAUUCAGAAGAGUGUUUUUGAAGAUGACCUCCCUUUCUUAGAGUUCACUGGAUCCAUUGUUUAUAGUUAUGAAGCUAGUGAUUGCUCUUUUCUAUCAGAAGAUAUUAGCAUGAGUCUGUCUGUUGGAGACGUGGUAGGAUUUGACAUGGAGUGGCCACCAGUGUACACCCCAGGGAAGCAGGGCAGAGUUGCACUGAUUCAGUUAUGUGUGUCAGAGAGCAAAUGUUACUUGUUUCAUAUUUCUUCUAUGUCAGUUUUUCCUCAGGGAUUAAAAAUGUUGCUUGAAAAUGAAGCAAUUAAAAAAGCAGGUGUAGGAAUCCAAGGAGAUCAGUGGAAACUUCUAAAGGACUUUGACAUCAAAUUGAAGAGUUUUGUGGAGCUGACAGAUGUUGCUAAUGAAAAGCUGAAAUGUAAAGAGACCUGGAGCCUCAAUGGUUUGGUUAAACACCUCUUCGGCAAACAGCUUCUGAAAGACAGAUCUAUCUGCUGUAGCAAUUGGAGUAAUUUUCCUCUUACUGAGGAUCAGAGACUAUAUGCAGCCACUGAUGCGUAUGCUGGUCUCAUCAUUUAUCAAAAAUUAGAGAAUUUAAGGGAUGCUGUGCAAAUGUUUGCUAUAAAAAAAGAAGAAGAAAUGCUACCCAGUGAUGUGAAGAAACAAUUGACUUCAAUAUCUGAGGAAAUGAUGGAUCUGGCUAAGCGUCUUCCUGACACUGUGCAAAAAUUGGAAGAUCCACAGAGGAUUUCUACACUAUUAAAUGACAUUUCAGAAAAUCUGUAUUCACUGAGGAAGAUGAUAUUUGGUUCAACCGAAACUGAACUGAGGCCCAGCACUAAUUUUCACUUAUCACCAAUGGAAGAUUCAGCUGCUGAUGAAGCACAACAGAAACAAUUUGGAGAACAUAGAAUUUUUACUGAAGUUAAAGAUGAGACAUGGGACACAACGCUUGAUUAUUUAAUUAAACACGAUGAGGAAAAUGUACUUGGAAAUGAAGUAAAACAGAGAGAAGAUGGGCUUGAAGAAGGAAAAGAAGAAGACGAUAAGUUGAGAGAGAACACAGAAAGAAUUUGUUGGAAGUCAUUAGAUAUUACAGAAUAUGAACUACAGAUUUUGGAGCAGCAGGCUCAGGAAAAAGUUCUUAAUGAAGUUACUUGCAGAUCUCCUGAGGAUUUAUCUUCCAAGGAUAAUGAAGAGGAUCUGUCUUACGUAAUUGAAAGUGAUGAAGAUUUAGAACUAGAGAUGAUUAAGUCUUUAGAAAAUCUAAAUAGUGGCACGGCAGAUCCAAUUCAUUCAAAAGGCAUAAAAAUGGAAAGAAAUCUGGAUGUUCCUUCUGAAGAUGAAGAUGAGCUUGAAACUAUUGAAGAAGAAGAAGAUGAUGAUGAAGACCAUUCAUUACCAGGACCUAAUGCAACGCAAAUUAAUUUCCUCAAGAAGUACUUUGGCCAUUCCAGUUUUAAGCCGGUUCAGUGGAAGGUGAUUCAUUCUGUACUAGAAGAAAGAAGAGAUAAUGUUGUUGUGAUGGCAACUGGGUAUGGAAAGAGUCUGUGCUUCCAGUACCCGCCCGUGUAUGCCGGCAAGAUUGGCCUUGUCAUCUCUCCUCUUAUUUCUCUGAUGGAAGACCAAGUGCUCCAGCUUAAAAUGUCCAACAUUCCAGCUUGUUUUCUGGGAUCAGCACAGUCAAAAAAUGUUCUAGAGGAUGUUAAAUUAGGCAAAUAUUGGAUUGUGUAUUUAACUCCAGAAUUCUGUUCAGGUAACUUGAGCCUCCUCCAGCACCUUGAGGCUAAUAUUGGUAUCACACUCAUUGCUGUGGAUGAGGCUCACUGUGUUUCUGAAUGGGGACAUGAUUUCAGAAAUUCAUUCAGGACUUUGGGCUCCCUAAAGGAAGCACUCCCCAUGGUUCCAAUUGUUGCAGCCACGGCUACUGCGAGUUCUUCAAUCCGAGAAGACAUUAUACAAUGCUUAAAACUGAAGGAUCCUCAGAUUACUUGUACUGGUUUUGAUCGACCAAACUUGUAUUUAGAAGUUGGACGAAAAACAGGAAACAUACUUCAGGAUCUAAAGCAAUUUGUUGUCCAAAAGACAAGUUCCACCUGGGAAUUUGAAGGUCCAACUAUCAUCUAUUGUCCUUCCAGAAAAAUGACGGAAGAAGUUUCGGCUGUACUUAGGAAAGUGAAGCUAGCCUGUGGAACAUACCAUGCAGGCAUGGGUAUUAGUGCAAGGAGAGAGGUUCAUCAAAGGUUCAUGAGAGAUGAAAUUCAGUGUGUCGUGGCUACCAUAGCUUUUGGCAUGGGCAUUAAUAAAGCUGACAUUCGCAAGGUCAUUCAUUAUGGCGCUCCUAAGGAAAUGGAAUCCUAUUAUCAGGAGAUUGGGAGAGCUGGCCGUGAUGGACUUCAAAGUUCUUGUCAUGUUCUCUGGGCUCCAGUAGACCUUCACCUAAAUAGAAACCUCCUUAAUCAGAUACCCAAUGAAAAGUUUCGAUUAUACAAACUAAAGAUGGUUGCAAAGAUGGAAAACUAUCUUCUUUCCAGAAGAUGUAGACGACAAAUCAUCUUGUCUCAUUUUGAAGACAAACAACUACGAAAGGCCUCCAUGGGUAUUAUGGAAACUGAAAAAUGCUGUGAUAAUUGCAGGUCCAGACUGGGUCAUUGCUUCUCCAUUGACGACUCCGACGGUACACCGCAGGACUUUGGUCCACUGGCAUUCCAGCUCUUAUCUGCUGUGAACAUCUUAGGAGAAAAGUUUGGAAUUCGGCUUCCGAUUUUAUUUCUCCGAGGAUCUAAUUCCCAGCGUCUUACAGAUCAGUAUCGCAGACAUGCUUUAUUUGGCACUGGCAAGGAUCACACAGAGAGUUGGUGGAAGGCUUUGUCCCGUCAGCUCAUGACUGAGGGAUUCUUGAUAGAAACUUUUGGUUCUACCAAAUUUGUACGGAUUUGCACUCUUACAAAAAAGGGUAGAGAUUGGCUUAAUAAAGCCCAAACAGAAUUUCCUAGGAAACUUAUCCUUCAAACUAAUGAAGAAUUACGUCUGACAGAGUUUCCUCAACCAAGUUCUAAAACUGUAUCACUUGGCAUGGAACAGUGUUCCUAUACUCAAGAACCAACUGAAUUAACUGCAGAGAGGAAGUCUAACUUGGAGAAGAUGUAUUCUUACAAAGCAUCUGAUAAAAUUUCUUCUGGGAAUAACAUUCCUAAAAGAAGCAUCAUGGUACAUUCACCAAGAAAAUCUUACAAGUUCUCAGAACCUGUUAUUUCAGCUCAAGAGCAGGAGACUCAGACGAUGCUGUAUAGGAAAUUGAUGGAAGCUAGGCAGGAACAUGCCAAUCAAAAGGAUGUUCCUCCUGCUAUUCUGGCAACAAAUAAGACACUGCUGGAUAUGGCCAAAAUAAGACCUACUACAGUUGAAAAUAUGAAAAGGAUCGAUGGUGUUUCUGAAGGCAAAGCUCUUAUGUUGGCCCCUCUGUUGGAAGUCAUCAAACAUUUCUGCCAAGCAAAUAACAUUCAGACAGACCUCUUUCCAAAUAUAAAACCUCAGGAAAAACAAACCAACAGUAUGAUGGCGAAAAAUGCAGUAUGCUCCCUUUCACAGUCGAUGGCCAUCACAUAUUCUUUAUUCCAAGAAAAGAAGAUGUCUUUGAUCAGGAUAGCUGAGAGCAGGACCCUGCCUCUCACAGAAGUUGGCAUGCACUUAUCCCAAGCGGUGAAAGCCGGCUGCCCACUGGAUAUGGAGCGAGCAGGCCUGACUCCAGAGGUUCGGAAGAGUAUUACUGAUGUUAUCCGAAACCCUCCCGUCAACUCAGAUAUAAAUAAAAUUAAACUUAUUAGAGCAUUGGUUCCUAAAAACAUUGACACAUACCUUAUCCAUAUGGCAAUUGAGAUCCUGGAAAAAGAUGGUGACAACAGACGGUCACACCAGCUUUCCUGCGAUUCCACUAGAAAGAGAUGUUUCCCCAACUCUGAAGAGAGCUGUUCAAGUUCUAAGAGAAGCGCUGAAGAAACUUCAUCUGUUAUCUCAAAGAGAAAAUUACCUGAGUGGUUUGCCAAUGACGAUGAGACUUUAACUGAUACCAGCAAGCAAUCAAUGGCCAAAACAAAAAAGAGAGGUCUUUUUAGUUAAGUUGGCAGUUGCCAGAGGAAUUAUAUGUGUCUUGCUGUGUUAUAAGAGGGGAUCUUGUUUCAUUCCUGAAAAUAGUGGGGACCACUAUUUCAGUUUAAAAAUUAUUCUGAUCUCUAAAGUAAAACUCACCUAUCUGUUGAA
Molecule: messenger RNA, 4451 nt
Organism: Suricata suricatta (meerkat)
Lineage: Eukaryota; Metazoa; Chordata; Mammalia; Carnivora; Herpestidae
Gene: WRN
Product: WRN RecQ like helicase
Exons: 34
Coding region: 99-4310 (1403 amino acids)
Biological process (GO): telomere maintenance; double-strand break repair via homologous recombination; DNA replication
Cellular component (GO): cytoplasm; nucleoplasm; chromosome
Molecular function (GO): ATP binding; 3'-5' DNA helicase activity; 3'-5' exonuclease activity
Source: RefSeq, a predicted model, not a curated record